AUGGACUUUGGCUAUGCUCAGAAUUACGGAGGUUACACCACCCCGGGCUAUUAUUACCCACCGCCAGCUGCGUACGGUUACCCCCCACCCGCCUACGGUGGUGCACCCUACUACGCCAAUGCUCCAUAUGGCUACGCUCCCUACGGUAUAUAUGACGCCGGCUACGGUAGGGGGUAUCUAGGGGGUGGACGCUAUACAGGGUACGGCGCUGGACAAGGUGUGUACAGAGAUGUCGGCCAAUAUGGGACAAACCAAGGGUACGGAAACGCUGCCGGGUAUGGUGGAUUUGGUCAAGGCGCCAACAAAGCGUACAACGGAUUUGGUCAGAACUACGGUGGCUUUGGGAAUCGUGCAAGCAACGGCUAUAAUUCCUACUCCGCGGUGAGCAAGACGUACAAUGCCGUCAAACAAGAGGGCGGUUUCAGUGACGAAGGGGCCAGCGGAAACUAUGGUGCGGUUGGAAACCAGGCUGGGUACGGGAACGCCGCCAAGGAGGGUCUAUACCGCCAGGGUUAUAACGGUGGUUACGGCGCAGGGACAGGCGGAUACGGCACAAGAUACGGUGCUGCUGUAGGCCAGUAUGGAACGUUGACUCAAGGCUUGGGGUACGGCGGGGGUGCAGGGGCCUAUGGGGUCGGUCCUUACUACGGAUAG
This is a messenger RNA of Lingula anatina, 654 nucleotides long. RefSeq lists its product as uncharacterized. The record is from RefSeq and is a predicted model, not a curated record. Lineage: Eukaryota; Metazoa; Brachiopoda; Lingulata; Lingulida; Lingulidae.